Messenger RNA from Anopheles darlingi, 665 nucleotides. RefSeq names its product protein Asterix. Gene Ontology annotation, biological process: protein insertion into ER membrane. The transcript is spliced from 3 exons. Gene Ontology annotation, molecular function: protein folding chaperone. Gene Ontology annotation, cellular component: endoplasmic reticulum membrane. The record is from RefSeq and is a predicted model, not a curated record. Bases 125 to 454 code for a protein of 109 amino acids. NCBI's taxonomy places the organism in Eukaryota, Metazoa, Arthropoda, Insecta, Diptera, Culicidae.
AAUACAUCGUACGUCAGGGAUUUCAACGGGAAUCAUAAAAAAUCAGGAUCCGAUUUUUGUUUUGGUUUUUUGACAGUUCUCAGGUGUUCCACGAAAUUUUCACCCUCCUACGGCACACGCCACAAUGACCAUGCUCAUCGAUCCUCGUCGUGCCGAGAAGGUGCAGCGCUACAAGCAAGUCGAUCCUGCCAAUCAGGGCGCCGGAGUCGGAGACGACCUGAUGCCGGACUACAUGAAUAUCCUCGGAAUGAUAUUCUCGAUGUGCGGUCUAAUGAUGAAGCUCAAAUGGUGCGCCUGGUUGGCCCUGUACUGUUCCUGCAUCAGCUUCGCCAACUCCCGGAUCUCCGACGAUGCCAAGCAGGUGCUGUCCUCGUUCAUGCUGAGCGUCAGUGCCGUCGUGAUGUCGUACCUGCAGAACCCAACGCCAAUGACUCCUCCGUGGCAAUCGAUGUAACCGUUCCGGAACCCCACAAGGGCACAAACCGCCAUUCGCAUGGCCCCAAAGCACACGAAGCACAUAAUAUUUAUAAGAAACCUCUGCUGUUAGGGGGGAACCCAUGGAACAGUAAAUGCUUCCGGGUACACAAAGGAUCCCAUAAACCUCAGAAUAUAUUGAGAAUACAUCCGACAUGUUACAUUCGCUAAUUUGGCAUACUCUAUUUCAA